AUGGACCACCACUGUCCGUGGUUGGCCACUUGCGUCGGACUCUACAACUAUAAAGCGUUUCUUCUGUUUUUGAUCUACACGUCGAUCUUCUGCUGGGUGGGUUUCCUCGUGGCGUCUCUGUGGAUCUGGACCGAGGUGUUCAAUAACACCCAGUAUAUGGAUACGAUCUUGCCGGUGAAUGUCAUUUUGCUGGCCAUCUUAGGCGGGAUUAUUGGCCUGGUUCUGUCGGGGUUCACCAUCUGGCACAUCACUCUUGCCGUGCGUAACUUAACGACCAUCGAAUGCUUGGAGAAGACGCGCUAUGUCUCCCCGUUGCGAAAAGCGCUGGAUCGCCACCGAUUUCACCAUGGGUCGCGAGGCGACGGCAGCGACGACCCUCACAGCCUCGGCCAUCGCCUUCAGGAUUACGGCAACCAAAUAUUAGACGCUCACGCCAACGCCAUUCCCGGUGUGACCCGGCCCGAAGAGGGCGAGGAGCAGGUGACUCCGCUACAGACACCACCUCGACAGCCGGGCAUGACACCAGCCCAGCAGGCGCUUUCGCGAUCGUAUGCGGAAAUGGAACGGGAACGCGAGAACGACAGAUACCAACAGUACCUGCAUGAGCAGGACAAUGAGAAACUGCCCAACGCAUUUGACCUGGGCUGGCGCCGCAACUUGGCGCAUUUGUUCGGUUCCCGGCCCCUUUUCUGGUGCCUUCCCGUCUCGACUACCACGGGAGACGGAUGGCACUGGGAGCCGAGCCCCAAGUUUAUGCAAGCUCGCGAGCAUAUCCGGGAGCGCAGGGAGGAGCAAGAUGCGGCCCAACGGGAAUACCAGCGUGACCUUUACCAGCGCCACAUGCAUAACAGCCAGGCAUGGGGCAUCCCCACACAUACCUCCCACCCGCCGAACGCCUACUACCAGGAGUCGAACCGGCCGGAUACCGGAGUCUCGAUGAAGACGUUAGCACCGAUGUCCCCGCGGCCUCGACCGGGGGACAGCGAUUACGAGGAUGUGGAAGAGGCCGAUUUUCUUUCGAAGCCAGAUGGUGCGAGUCCAUAUCGCAAUGGCGACCGCAGCCGUAGUGCUAAAGGCCAGUCGCAGUCUGAUGAGUGGCGAGACUGGGAUUGA
This is a messenger RNA of Aspergillus melleus, 1113 nucleotides long. It is a transcript of the gene PFA3, whose product is annotated as DHHC family palmitoyltransferase. Gene Ontology annotation, biological process: protein targeting to membrane; peptidyl-L-cysteine S-palmitoylation. Gene Ontology annotation, cellular component: endoplasmic reticulum; Golgi apparatus. The record is from RefSeq and is a predicted model, not a curated record. Bases 1 to 1113 code for a protein of 370 amino acids. The transcript has a single exon. Gene Ontology annotation, molecular function: protein-cysteine S-palmitoyltransferase activity. Lineage: Eukaryota; Fungi; Ascomycota; Eurotiomycetes; Eurotiales; Aspergillaceae.